Hyalella azteca is the source of this 2336-nucleotide messenger RNA. RefSeq lists its product as uncharacterized. The transcript is spliced from 8 exons. Bases 244 to 1767 code for a protein of 507 amino acids. Gene Ontology annotation, molecular function: arginine-tRNA ligase activity; ATP binding; tRNA binding. Gene Ontology annotation, biological process: tRNA C3-cytosine methylation; arginyl-tRNA aminoacylation. The record is from RefSeq and is a predicted model, not a curated record. Lineage: Eukaryota; Metazoa; Arthropoda; Malacostraca; Amphipoda; Hyalellidae.
AAAAAUAUUGCUUGAUAUAUUGAAUAAACUAAUGAGAAAAAAUAUUAGGUAUUUUGACCUUGUAUGUUAACCUCGAGUGCCAUUUGUACCUUCAUUUCAAAAAAUGCAGAAUUAUUUUUCUAAUGCUAGUUUUGGUAUUUCUAUGUCUGCUCACAAAAAGGUUAUUAUAAAAUUAAAGUGAGUAAGCUUUUUUUUUUGCAUGCAUUGCAAUUGAGCAUUGUACAGUUUUGUGGUUAAAUCAAAAUGGAUUGUAAAGAAGCUGUUCUCAGAGCUGUGAUAAUCUCGUGUAGAGAUUACUGGAGUGAAAAUGCAAUGCAGUUCACUGCAAUCAACUGCUUUGGUUCUACCUCACACAUCAAAAUUGUGACACAGAGGUUUCAUGAAUGUGGUCAUCUGAGAAUUAACUUGCAGCAGCUCAUCAAUGAAUAUAUUUCCAGUAGCAACAAGCCUGAGCUACUUGAGCUUGUAAAUAAAGACCUGGUGCAUCCAACAUCAGUGGUAUUGGCAAAUAUCCAGUUGCAUCUGCAAGGCACCAACUAUCCUGUAGAGCGACGAGCAUUACUGGAAAAAGGCAUUUUGAUGUUAUGGCUGAGUCAGCCAACUGUCAUGAGAAAUGUGAUACUUGGCGCUGUGUCUGCACAAGAAACACUCCAGAGCAAGGCUGCCCAAUAUGAAUCUUUUCUUGCUAGUGGCUUAGACGUUUCUCUUCUAUAUGGCGCACAGAACAUAUUAACUAAUCAGACGGUAUCUGUGCUCACAAUUUCAGCAUCAUGUACUGCUGACUCAAGGAGUGAUAAUGAAACGGCUGUGAGUGAAGACAUUUCCAGCUACCGUGCCAGUGUGGUUGCUGAUCUUGUAUCGGCCAUUGUCUGCUUGUGUGGAGGUCAAAUCCAACGCUGCCACACGAGACUAUGUCCAAGUUUGUGUCAGAACUGCAAUGAAAAUGAGGACAGUGAGGGUCAGGUGCACAACAAGGCAGCAGCAGGCGAGUGCCAUGCAGCGCAGUUAAUCGCCGUGGUGCAGGGCAGCGGCGUGAGCUGCCACUCGCCACCCGCGGUGCUCGUAGGCCCCGUGGUCGACGCACUGCACAAGAAGAAGCUCAGGCAUUGGGAUGCCAGGAGAUGCCACGAGCUCAUAUACGCAGAGCUAGAGGCAGCCAGCGCUCACAAGCAGCCCCUGGAUGGCGCGGGAUGGCCGGAGCUGCUUCAUCAGCAGGCAGCGUCGUGUCUGCGUCUGCUGUUGCUCACUCCUGCCCCUAGCUCCCCUCUGCAGCUCCGCACCGUCGCUCCCGCCUCCAACGUCAGGGACGUGGCGUUCCAACUGUACAACUAUGCGCGUGUACACGCGCUGCUUUCAGCACACGCCGCUCUGCAGGCGUCGGGCGCUGUUCCUCCCCUCCCGCCUCCUGCAGACGUCUCCUACGGCUCCCUCACCCAGCCGGAGGAGUGGGGCCUGACGUGGCUGUAUGUGCAUGAGUGGCCAUGCCUCGUGCACAAGCUGGGCACUGCAGUCCUACGGUGCUCUGCUCAUGGCAACGAGACGAGCAACAAGCGCUUCUUCCCGAGCCACUUGGUGGCCAAAUUCCUGCAUGAUCUCAGUCAUUGCUUCAGUGUUUACUACAACAGAGUACAUAUUUUGCCCGGCUCUGUAGUGCCCAAACACCUCGUGGAUGUUCUGCAUGCCAGAAUCUACUUGUUGAUGGCUAUCAAGAACACCAUGGAUGCAGCCUUCUAUCUCAUGAACAUUGUUCCGCCCACUCAGAUGUGAAUUUGAUUUACAACAUCACACGACUGAAUUUAAUUUAAUUUGUCAUUAGGAAAUCAUGUUUCUGAAAUGCUAGUUAUAGGAAUUGGCCCUAGGAAUAAAUCAUCGUUACCCGGUGCCUCAGUGCAAUAGUUUCAGUUUCACAAGUUUAGUUACUUUAAUAAAAGUUAUAAAUAUGUGAAUGUUAUUAGUUCGCACUUAACAUUACUAGGGAACGUAUCAAAUGUGGACCAAAUUCGAGAUAAAAAUGAUAUCUAUCAAUUGGUUUGAACUUGCAUUGAAAAAUGAACUUCUAUGAGACCCGAACGUUGAAAUUCGCUCAAAAUUAUCAUGAAUUAGUAUAAUAGGUAAUCGUUUGAGUGAAUUUUGGAACUGUUUAUUGAAAGUAUUUUCGCUCAACAAGUUGCGUGCGAUACGACCCAGCGGCGGGUCCCAUUUUUUUUUUACUCACAUGACCGUGUGUUGCUCAAUUUAUUGAUGCUAUUUAAAAAAAUUUCACAAGCUAAACAUCAUCGUUAUGUCCUAAUGAAUACGUGUACCAGGUUUCAUCGAGCUACCUUCAUUACUUUGAG